Hydra vulgaris (swiftwater hydra) is the source of this 1655-nucleotide messenger RNA. Lineage: Eukaryota; Metazoa; Cnidaria; Hydrozoa; Anthoathecata; Hydridae. The record is from RefSeq and is a predicted model, not a curated record.
AUGUCCUUAAGCAGUUUCCAUCCCAACGGAGAAGAGGAAUCUACUUUUUUUCAGGGCGUUAAUGAUUUUACUAGGGAACUCCUAGAAAAGUUGGAAGAAAACUAUAUAAAUAAAGAUAGUAUCGAUGUUGCCUCAAUAUGCAGAGAGACAUUGCUUUUGCUUACUUCUAAACGAAUCGGAAACUGGUUCAAAGAUGAAGUAAGAAAACUAGGUGGUCUUGAUUAUCUGAUUGAUACAAUCUACGAGUUUAGCAAGUGUAUCCAAAAGAACAAAGAGCAUAGUAAAAGCUAUCAUGCUAAGGAUCGUUAUCUUAACUUCCUUGAAGAUAUCAUUAUAAAAACUCCUAAUAAUCAGAAUUAUUUGGUCAGUUAUAGAAAUGGAAUCUUACUUGAAUCCUGCAUUAGAUCUAUCAACACUUUAUCCCAUCAAAUUGAUUUGGCAAAUGACUUUAAUGUUGAUAUGCAGAAUUGCUUGUUUUCUACACUGAAAAUAAUGACAGAUCUAUCCCAUGAAAAUGCUUCUGGUUGUGAGAUUAUAUGUAAAGAAGAUGGUAGCCUUAAUUGUGUGUUGAGGUGUGCCCUUCAUAUAACACAAUAUCUUCCUGAAAAAAGCAAGUUUAACUUUGUUGCAGUGAGUCUUGGAUUGUUGAUUAACCUUGUAGAGCACAGCCAACAGAACGUCAGUUUUUUAAAUGCUACAUUUUCACCUGCUUGCUGUGAAAGCCAAUCAAGUGAAGACAUAGACAAUUUUACUGCAGUAGAAGCGCUUAUGCAACUUUUUUUGGUACGUCUAGAAAUGUGCAAAGAAGGCGAUCUUAUGGAGGAGCUUGACAAGUUAGAAGAUGAAAAUCGUGAAAGAGAAGCAGCAUUGCAUUAUGAAGAUGAUGAGUUUGCUCUUGUUUGUGGUGAUCGCUUUGAUGAUACAGUUAUUGAAAAUGAAGAGCAAGUAGUUAUAGAAACUGAACAACAAGCAGUUCCUCAAAUGCAGUUUAAAUCAGAUGAAAAAAAACCAGAAAAAAUUGUAUCUCGUCAUGGGACUUUAAAUGCUUCCGAAAAACAAGAUAUACAAAACACAUUAAACAAGGCUCAUAAACACAUGGAAGAUAGUCAUGUUGCUGCUUAUACAGCAAUUUUAAUAGGCUUGCUUCUUGAAAAUAACGAGGCAAACCAAAAGCUUGUACAUGGUUUGUUACCAGAUGGAGACUUCAAGCUUAUGCAAGGGAUGCUUGUUAAAAUUCUGUCAUUUAUGAAAUUCACAAAUGCCACUAAUGAACGUGGUUUGAAAGUUAUUGAGCGCAUUAUUGAACUUUAUGAUACCUGUUCUAAGAAAUUUCCAAGACAUGAAAGCAGCUUAUGAUACCUGUUCUGAGAAAUUUCUAAGACAUAAAAGCAGUUUAUGAUACAUGUUCUAAGAAAUUUCCAAGACAUGAAAGCAGUUCUCAGAAAUUUCCAAGAUAUAUAAGCAGUUUUAAGGAGUUUUCAAGACAUGAAAGCAGUUUUAUGAAAUUUCCAAGAUAUGAAAGCUGUUCUAAGAAAUUUCCAAGACAUGAAGGCGUUUUUAAAAAUGAAGGAACUUGUAAAUAAUCUUUAUAGUCACAUUUUUUGUGUUAUUCUUGUUUAGAGAAUUUUUUUAUUUUUAUUACAAAAACUUUAAAA